Messenger RNA from Mya arenaria, 6096 nucleotides. RefSeq names its product sushi, von Willebrand factor type A, EGF and pentraxin domain-containing protein 1-like. The transcript is spliced from 2 exons. The record is from RefSeq and is a predicted model, not a curated record. Lineage: Eukaryota; Metazoa; Mollusca; Bivalvia; Myida; Myidae. The coding region runs from base 4056 to 5228 and encodes 390 amino acids.
UCGACCGCCUGUUACUGUGUUAGUUUUAGUUCAUACCAGGAGGUAAAUUAGGGAUACUUUUUGAAGAAAGGUUGUUUGCCUUUUCCCAAAACCACCGGAAUUAAAAUGAACUAUAUCACUGUUAUUGUACUUCUUAUCGUAAUAACCUACGUAUUGAGUGACUGUGGCAGCCUGCCCGUCGUGGAGAAUUCAUCCAACAAUGCCACAGUGCAGGGCACAUACCCAGUCAACUAUGCAGUCCGCUUCAAGUGUAAUGUGGGGCAUGAGCCAGACGGGACUGUCGUGAUUGUGUGCGGUGGCGGGGGCUGGCAGGGGGAGCUGCGGUGUCGGGAGGUCUUCUGCCCAGCUCUAAACCCACCAGACAACGGAAUGAUUAUAGGCUCCCCUUCGUAUAAAGUUGGCAGCUUUAUCACUUUCGAGUGCAAUGAGGGUUAUGAUUUGAAAGGAUCCAGCCAACUACUGUGCCGGACUAAUUUACAAUUCGACAGUUCGCCUCCAGUAUGCAAAGUGAAAAUGUGUCCAGGCUUUGGGGCUGUUGAGAAUGGCAGGACUUUUCAAGAAACUGCUGGAGGUAUAGAAAAUGAUUACGGAAGUGUGAUUAAAGUCACCUGUAACUCAGGCUAUAUCAUACAUGGAACCUCUCAUGUGACGUGUAAGGUGGAUGGGACUUGGAGCACCAGACCAGUGUGUAAAGGUAUCUCGUGUCCACAAUUCGAAGGUAUGAACUCAAACUGUAUAGACAAAUUCUUACUCUACGGAACUUUGUACUACAUGACCUGCAUUAAUGCUCCGAACACCAGAGUUGCAGGGCCGACUGAAGAUGAGCCAAACGUUUGUAAAGCUGAUGGAACUUGGCAGUUCAUAGAGUUUGCCUGCUACUGCAACUGCAACUUGACCAGUUACGACAGAAACAUCAUGAAGAUUAGCAACCUGGCGCAGGGAUACCUGCCCCACGGUGAGAUCCUGCAGUGGUCAUGUAAAAACGACUGCACCAAGCGCACGACGGAUGCCUUGAAGUGUGUGGAUGGUGAGAUGACCAUGCCACAGUGUGACUGUCCCUCAUUCACCGCCUCCCCAGCAUGGGCCAUCCUCCUCAUUGUUGUAGGUGGCAUUUCUGUGAUCUCGGGCGUUGGUGUACUCGCUUAUAAGAAGUUUUUUGGAAAAAAUCUCCAUACAGAUGGAGAUCAGGCUAAAGUGGCAAUGAAUACAAAUGAUGGGAAUGUUGAAAUAAAUGCAGAAGACAAAUCUAAAAACCCACUGAAAUCCUCGAAAUAAUCGCUUGUAAAUGUUUAAACUAUUUAGCAAGCUUGCAUUGUUAGUUUGUCAUGGUUUUGGCUCUUCGGAGAACAAUACAGCGUCGAAGAAACAGGCAAAUACUAGAACACAUAAUUGACUGGACCUGAGGUAGACCACAACCAGCUUCAUACUACUUGUAUUAGCAUGAAAGAUCAACAUCAGAUUGGAAGCCUAGAGUGAUAAUUGUGGAACACCAGACUUUGGCAUUAGUGUGGAUCUACUCAUAUUCAGUACACACGCUAUUAAUGGUUGCAGUAUAAGUCCGUGUCUGAAAUUUCCUACCAAACUGUUCUUAUAUAUGUGUAGUUAUGUAUACAAUACUAAGUGUAUUUGGUUAAAAUAGUUUGAGAUUUUGAAAGUUGAUGAGUCUGAUCAAUGUACUGUUAUGAGAGUAAACAGUUGUUAGUACCGCUUCGAAUGUGUGUGUAAGUGUUAUACACUUACGAGCUAGAGGGCCAGGAUGCAAAUGCAUGACUAAUUUACUCAUGUAUUUUUUAUACUGUGCAUUUAUUGCUGUAUCAUAUUUUGCCGAUGACUAAGACGCAUUUUUAUUAUGUGUUUAUCCAAUCUCGCAGCAUGCUAUUUAGGACUAGUAGGUCAUUUCGGGUCAAAAACGUGGUCGACCAUUGUGAAUAUGGGUCAGAAACAUUUACAUUUUCCAUUAUAACAUACAUCUUGCUUCAAAAUCGAAUUUGUCAAAAUGAAAAAUCUGGCUUUAAUGCGGUUUCCGUAGCAAAGAAUUGAACAUGUGGGUUGUUCUGUAUAUUAUAGCGGCGUUUCAAGUAUUUAGCGCUGUUAAUCAUCAAAAUUGAAUUUAUAUUCAUGAUGUUAAUAUGAGCUGUCACAGAGUGCCAUAUCCCCUUGCUCAACUUUUUUGUGCACUGCACUCCUUCUGAAUGAGUUGUAUCCGUAUAUCAAGUUUGAAGUAAAUACCUUAAAGACUAUUCAAGUUUUGUUCCAGACAAAAAAUAAGUGUGAACAUUAACAUUUCUAAAACUAAAAAAAAUGGUGCAAUCAGAGUUAUGGUUCCUGUGGACUGCAUCUCCCUCAAUGUGAUAUAUCUGUAUAUCGAGUUCGAAGUCAAUAUUGCCAAGUUAUGCUCCGGACAAAUUUGGUUUCACGUUGUAACAUGAUCAAAAUGGACCAGCCACAUAAUCAUUGUGAUAUAAAUUAUGAAAACUGUUUGAUAAAAAACAACCUUUAUGGACAAACACGUGUAUAAACUGGUUAAAGAAAAAAAAGAAACAUCAAUACAAAUAUACGUUUGCCUUACACCGUUCUUACAAAUUUCUGGACACAUUUAAUGGAUAUUUAAUGACCUCCCAAAACUCGUAGGAUGCGGUUUUUAGCUCGACUAUUCGAAGAAUAAGGAGGAUUUACUUCUCGCCCCGGCGUCUGCGAUUUUAAGUUUUAGGGCAAAUUUGCAUUUUUACUUCACUCCGAUAACAAUCAUUCAAUAUACUUAAUACUUCACACAGUUGUUAAGGGCGAUCGCAUCAUGAGAUAACAUCACACAGUUGUUAAGGGCGAUCACAUCAUGAGAUAACAUAACUCCAUAUUAUCCUACAAACAAAUUAUGACCCCUGAUUUGAAUUAGGUACUAAGGUUUAAGUUUUAGUUCACAUUCUGUCAUGUUAAAGUUUUAGUGCAAGUUAGAAUUUUUAUUAAUACCUUUUAUAUCCUUCAUUCAAUUGACUUAAUACUUCACACAAUUAUUUACGUCCAUCUUACAAUUAGGUUCCAUAACUCUAUAUGAACCCUUAUUACAAAUAUGGCCCUUGAUUGAUUUUUUUUAAAACUUUUUUUACCUUUUUAUUGCUUUCGAUGGGAUAUUUUUAUAUUUUAGCCUGGUUUUCACAAAGGGGAACCAGGUUAUUAGAAACACGUGGGUCUGUGUACCUCUGACUGUUUGUUCUCUGACAUAAUGAACAGUUUUCGGCCUUCAACCAUUUCUUAAAUAUGUAUUUCUGUAUGUAUGUAUCUUCCAUCAAAGGCGUAACAAAUGGUUAAACAAUGUUUAUGAAUAUAUACAUCAAUAGAUUAUUUUCACCUUAAAUACAACGCUAUCGUUAUAAUCAUAAUGUAAUAUUUCUGAUGAAACAUGUAGUUAUUAAAAAAGAUUGAUGGGAUUUCUCACAUGUAAUCCUUUCAAGACACCCAUUUGUUAUCAUUAUCAAACUUUGGGAAACUAGUUCAAACUGCAUCAUAUUGCCAAAAUUCUUAUCUGAAACAUUGAUUUUCACCCAGGAGUACAAACAUAUAUGGGACAUCUGUUUUUCGUGAACAUAAGUUUUUUAAGUACAGCAUUUCAGUCCGAGCUAGUGUAUCCGACUUGACGGGUGGUAUUCAAUAUGCAACUUAAGUUAAACUAAUGGUCGUGCAUCAUUGACUUCAUUCACACUAUUGGUCAGUUAUUAAUAACAAGACAUCCGAAAUGCAGCACAACUUUGAUGCGCAAUUUGAUUACCUGAUUAGAAGUUGGUUUUAUGCAUGAACUUGUAUUCCUCUUUUAUUUUAUAGAAUAUUAGAUAAUGCUUUUGUAGUAUGAUCAAUGGUGACUCACAUAUUAUUUGAUAGCAAUGCCUUUAUUAACAGGACGUGCAAACGAAUCAUGCAGGUAGAAGAACUGGCAAGAGGCAUACACAAUAUGGCCAACUUUAAGCAGCUUCCCGCCGAUGUGAGCAAGUUAACCAAGCCUGAAGCAAGUCAUAUAUGACAGUAAAGAGAACCAAAACUCCCUAAACGUGUCUGGUAAUUCAAUGCUGACACAGAUUAAGGAUUUGAGGGACACGUUAAACCAGCUUCUAGAUCAGCUUGAGAAGGGUACAAAAGAAGAGAUGAACAAUGUCCUAGGCGAUCUGGAUGGGUCAUUACAAAGGGACAUUGAAUCCUGCACACAUAUGCAUGACCAGCUUAAGGCAUUGAUGGACAAAAUCCAGGACAGCGGGGAAGACAAUGAGCCCAACUCACACAUCGGACACAGAAACUGUAUAGAGAAGAUUAGAGAGGCUAAUUAUCUGCUUCAUGGGAUGUUACACAAGCCUGAGAUGAAAGUCAGUUUCCAAGCUGACACGCUCGCUAGGGAAGUGCUAUCACAACUGAAGACACUAAGAACGAUUCAGAAAGUACAAUCUGUACAGUCUAUUUUACGUGCGAUUCAAAUAGAUAAACAUAACAUAAAACACAAGACUGAUAAAAGCGAUUGUGGAAUUGCUGAACUCCCAAAUGAGGAAAUCCUUCUAGUUGAUAUAACCAAUUCAAAAGUAAAGACGUUGAACAGAAAAUAUAAGAUGACAACACACAUAGAUUUACCCCAGAAUCCACACGACAUUUGCCACAUCUCCGGCAAAGGACUGGCUGUAUCUGUAAACAGUCCAGACAAUCGACAUGAGGUCUACUUCCUUGUGGUGAAAGCAAGCAAAAUCAAGAUGAACAGGAAGUUCUCUGUUGACCAUUACUGUUAUUCCAUCAGGCACCAUCAGGGUAAGCUGUACGUGGCUUCCGCCACUGCUCUUUACCUCUACACCACCUCUGGCCAGCUGGAAAAGAAAAUUUAUGAAGACCCAUCGUCAGGAUGUACAGUGAAGCGCUUUGCCUUGGCCGGAGAUGGCAGGAAAAUCUAUAUCGCAGCCUCAGAUCACCAUAAACUUAUCACUAUUGACAACAAAGGCAACAUUCUGUCCACACUGCAAGACCAAGACAUCAAGUCACCAGUUGGUGUAUAUGUGAAUGAGGAUGGACAUGUGUUUGUGUGUUCGUAUCGCUCCUGCACGGUGAUUCAGGUUGACCAGGAAGGCAGGAAGAAACUGGCCACACUGGUCAGGGAGGAAGAUGGUAUGAACUAUCCACAGGCAGUCUGUUAUGGAACACGCAUGCGAAGGCUUAUUGUUGGAGGAGAACAAGAUGAUGUUCUCGUGGCACAUCUUCAGUGAAGUCCCAAUAACUAUUUCAGCUUUGCAUGUCUCUUAUUGAUUUGCUUCGUCUUGAUCUCUUUCGCAUUUACUUUUCACCCAAUUGCCAAUAAACACAAAUACUAUUUACUAUUUGGCUGCUAAGCAUAUUCCUUUGCAGUUAUAUAAUGAAGUUAACGAACCUUUGCAUUUUGAAAGUAGGAUUGUAGUUGGAAUAAAACUCUGAAAAUUCCCAAAUAUUCUACAGAUAAAAAUGUCAGGGUAGGGACGUUGAUUUAUUCAUGUUGGUACACUAACUUGUAUACCAAUUAGUGUUUGUGCGAAUUAUGUGCCACUGACCUGACUGAUGAAUACUUCAAAUCCUGUAUUUAACUUCACAUGCUUAUUUGCUUGUAUCUAUAAACUUUUAACAUCGAAUUAAAUCAUUUAAAUCAUAAGUUUUGCUUUUCUAAAAUGCCAUAUUAAAUGCAAAUAUCUGCAAGCCUAACAAUGACAACUAUUUUGAUUGUACAUUACAUUUUUAUAAUGUCUAGGUUUUGCUCAUUAGUGCAAUUCCUGUAUUUUAUUUCACAUGAAAAUAUCUUUAAAUUGUUAAAUCAUUCCAAAAAUCAUACUUAACUAUAAUAUGUGUACAAAAGUAUUGUUUAAAUGAGUUUCUAUUCUGUUUGUAAACUACAGUUUGCAGGUAAGAAUUUUGUUAAGCAGGACUUUCUAUUCCCCCUGCGCAAUGCAAGCACCACAUUAACUUCAGUCGUUUAGUACGGACGCAGCGAAGAGCUCAUGGAAAAUAGAUAUCAAUUGCGUGGUUAUGUUAAACUAAUUUAUUUUAGGUUAAUUAUGAAUGUAGCUUUAGACUGUUAUGAAUCACUCUCAAUCAUGUCUUCUGUGU